AUGGAAGAUAAGAAAGAAUCCCUCCAAGCCAACGAUGGCUCUGCACAACAUCCAGAACAACACGAAUUCCAAGACCUCUCGCCCGGCGGGGAGAAAUUCAACGAUACUGCUCCUCUUCCCAUAGAUGAAGCAAUGAACACCCUCCUAAACCGAAAAUUCGACCGCCACAUCCUCCCCUGGUUAUUCGGCAUGUGGCUCCUCGCUUUCAUCGAUCGCGCGAAUAUCGGGAAUGCAAAGAUUGAUGGUUUGGUGGAAGAUCUCCGACUCGAUGGGAAUAAAUUUAAUAUCUCGUUGGCGAUUUUUUAUGUGCCGUAUAUUUGUGUGGAUGUGCCGAGUAAUUUGGUUUUGAAAUAUUUCAAGGCUGGACAGUAUUUACCUGCGCUUUUGGUUGGGUGGGGAUUGACGGCUACUUUCAUGGGGUUUGUGGGGAGUUUUGAGGGGUUGUUGGCUGCGAGAUUCUUCCUUGGAUUGUUUGAAGGUGGGUUAUUGGGUGGGAUGAUUCUAUAUCUAUCGAUGUUCUAUCCAAGACACGCUAUGCUUUGGCGCAUCGGCUUGUUCUACAGCGCCGCACCACUUUCCGGAGCCUUUGGUGGUCUUCUAGCAACCGGUCUCGCACGAAUCAAAACGGAGGGAUAUAAUGGAUGGCCCUUCAUCUUCUUCGUCGAGGGAGCAAUUACCGUAGUAUUCGGUCUGAUAGCAGUCUGCUUCCUCCCCAACACUCCCAGCGACAGCAAAUUCCUCUCGCCCGAACAACAAGAAGCCGCAAAUCAACGCAUGAAAUCCGACAGUCAAAGCUCCACUUCCAACGCCAAUGUGGAAAAGGAAAAGUUCGAUUGGCAUUGGGUCAAACUCGCCAUCUUCGACGUCAACACCAUUCUACUAUCCAUCAUCUUCUUCUUCAUCAUCACGCCAAUUUACAGCUUUAGUCUGUUCCUACCAACCAUCAAUUCCACUUUCGGCUACUCGAGAGUCGUUGCACAGCUUCUAACCGUCCCACCAAACAUCGCCGGAUUCUUAAGUGUCCUCCUCAUCUCCUGGCUAUCAGACCACUACAAACGCCGAGGAAUCUUCAUGCUAAUAGGCUGUUCUCUCACCCUAAUCGGCUACAUAAUGCUCAUCUCCACCCCUAGAAGUCUCGUCCAAUACGGCGGAACAUUCUUCGUCGCAGCAGGAAUAUUCCCCUGCAGCCCCCUAGUAAUGGGCUGGCUAUCCAACAAUCUCGCACCCCACUACGUUCGAGCCACAGGCACAGGUUUCCAAAUCAUGCUCGCGAAUUGCGCGGCUUUUAUUGCGACUUUUACUUACAUCCGUGAUGAUGCACCACGCUAUACAACAGGCCAUGCUAUAAAUCUCGGAACUGUAGUCGGCGCUAUUGUAACAGUUUGUAUUCUUCUCGUGUAUAAUACUGCUGAGAAUCGGAGACGGGAGACGGGGAAGAGGGAUUAUCGAUUACGGGAAGGUGAGAGUGAGGAUCGAUUGGGGAGUCGACAUCCGAAUUUCAGGUAUACUCUGUGA
Messenger RNA from Ramularia collo-cygni, 1515 nucleotides. RefSeq names its product related to putative tartrate transporter. Bases 1 to 1515 code for a protein of 504 amino acids. NCBI's taxonomy places the organism in Eukaryota, Fungi, Ascomycota, Dothideomycetes, Mycosphaerellales, Mycosphaerellaceae. Gene Ontology annotation, cellular component: membrane. The transcript has 8 exons. The record is from RefSeq and is a predicted model, not a curated record. Gene Ontology annotation, molecular function: transmembrane transporter activity. Gene Ontology annotation, biological process: transmembrane transport.